CCCCCUCCAUCUCCAGGCCUCCCAGCAGCCCUCAGGCAUCGGAGGCGUGGCCGUAGGCGGAGCAGCGGGCGCGGCCGGGGCCCAGGCUGGCCUUGGCGCCGUCGGAACGGGCCCGGGGGCGGCGCCCCCCACGGCCGACCCGGAGAAGCGCAAGCUGAUCCAGCAGCAGCUGGUGCUGCUCCUCCACGCCCACAAGUGCCAGCGGCGGGAGCAGGCCAACGGGGAGGUGCGCCAGUGCAACCUGCCCCACUGUCGCACCAUGAAGAACGUCCUCAACCACAUGACCCACUGCCAGGCCGGCAAGUCCUGCCAGGUGGCGCACUGUGCCUCAUCCAGACAGAUCAUCUCCCAUUGGAAGAACUGCACGCGACACGACUGUCCUGUCUGCCUUCCGCUAAAGAACGCUGGAGACAAGCGGAACCAGCAGUCCCUCCUAAGUAGUGCAGGGGUAAGCCUGGGCUCCCUCGGAACCGUACCUGGGGGCCAGCCCAGCACCCCCAACUUGAACCCCCCCAGCCAGAUCGACCCCAGUUCCAUCAAGCGGGCCUACGCAGCCCUGGGCCUCACCUACCAGGGCAACCAGAUGCCUCAGCAGCCCCCCCAGGGCAACAUGGCCAACCAGGGCCUGCCUGGCCAGCCUGGCAUGAGGUCCCUCAACACCAUGGGAGGGAACCCCAUGGGAGUGAAUGGUGGGGUGCAGCAGCCCAACCAACAGUCCAACCUGCUCCCAGACGCCAUGCUGCACAACAGCAUGAACGCACAGAGUUUGAUGAAUGACAGUGGGGUGGGCAGUCUGGGCUCCAUGCCCACGGCAACCCCUCCUUCAGCAGCGGGCAUGAGGAAGUCCUGGCAUGAGGACAUCACCCAGGACCUGCGCAACCACCUCGUCCAUAAGCUUGUGCAGGCCAUCUUCCCCACCCCGGACCCGGCUGCGCUGAAGGACCGGCGCAUGGAGAACCUGGUGGCCUACGCCAGGAAGGUGGAGGGGGACAUGUACGAGUCAGCCAACAGCAGGGAUGAGUACUACCACCUGUUAGCCAAGGAGAUCUAUAAGAUCCAGAAUGAGCUGGAGGAGAAGAGGAAGACUCGGCUGCAGAAGCAGGACAUGAGUUGAUCAGACGCCACUUAUAUGUUUGAUAAUUUCCUGAUAAUUAUCCAUUAGUGUUUUUUCUGCACAAAUCAAUCAUUCAUUUGAACACUAUUCUCAUCCCUCAUAUUGUUCAUAUGACUCAUCAUGGACAUGCUCUCAGUUUGGAACAAAUUAUUUGUGAUGCACUUGUUUUUUGUCAACGGGAGUUCUCCACAUAACAUUACUGACGCUGAGCAUAUUUCCAAGGCCGGGCUUGGGCCGGGUCUGUCGUACUGUUAGAAAUGUGACUCUUGUUCUGACUCUUGCACUGAAAUGUUUUCUGAAUAGUUUUGUACUGUUUCCCAAUCACUGACCCACAAGACACAUCAAAAAAGAAUUCCAUAGAAUUGCAGUUGCCAGUUUAAGCAUUCAUUUAUUUAUGUAGUAUUGAUUUGAGACUUGAUGCACUAAUCAGUUAAUUUGAUAUAUUUUAGGAUUUCCAGGUGUGAUUGGCUACAUAGAUGGCACUUAAAUUCCUAUCACAGCUCCAUCAGUAAAUUAAGGAGAUUAUGUGAAUAGGAAGUGUUGGGAUGAUGUCAUGAUGGCUGGAAAGAUGGACAACAUUUUAAAAGGGUUGACUUGGUUUAUUAGAGUGAGCUUGGAUCAUUUAAACCAGUCCAGGCAAAGUGGUCACAUGAGUGAGGCCAUGAGUUACAGAAGGCCUUAUAUACAAUGCAGUAUAGUGGGUCAAAUAUAGUUUCCAUAUACAUUUUCCUUACAGGGCACAGCAUGUGGUCCGCAUAUUUGUAUUCUUGACAGGUCAUACCUGACAGAACUCAUCAGUGUGUUGCCCAAUACUCUCUACUCUCUGGCUCCUGCCUGUCUCUAGCAAGAGGCCCUGACCAGUAAAUGUAGCACCUAAAUAGUAGCAUUAGCAUUCUAAAUGAAAGAUACUUCACAAUACAGCAACUGCAGCUUCAUACUCCAACCCACAUCAUCAGCAACGUGGAAGUGUCCUGGGUCUGUGAAUGAUUCGCAAAUAUUUUGUGAGUGUACACUGACCGCUAGAUUUGCUCUUGGUGAAUUUCUAUAUAUAUAUCCUAUUAUAAUGUAUAUUUUGUUUCCUCCUAUUGCAACUGAAAAUGCAAACUGUAUCCUCGUAUUAUCAUGGGAGAUUUUGAUGGUUACCUGCUUGGUGACAGAGGGUACUGUGGAGGAUUUCCUGUGUACUUACAUUAUUCACCAAUCAAUAGAACUAGUUAUUGGAUACUAGUUAAUAUGUUUGCUACUAACAAGUGUAGAUUGUGUCUAUGUGCCAGGCUGAAUAGAUGUUCGGCGUCAGGAGAAAGUACUGGGUAAACGUCCCUUGUGAUGACUACAAGGAGAGCUCCAACUAUGAUCCCUCUCUGCCCUGAGAGUGGUCAAUAGCGGGGAGCUGUGAAUUUAUUUCUCUUUGAUUGUUGUAACAUCAUUACUGCCUAAUUGUCACUAUCUAUGUUUACAUUCUUGUGCCCUAUAAAAGAUGGUCCUCCAGCCUUCAGAGCUGAGAGAGACAUGA
Osmerus eperlanus (European smelt) is the source of this 2627-nucleotide messenger RNA. RefSeq names its product histone acetyltransferase p300-like. The transcript has 7 exons. Gene Ontology annotation, molecular function: chromatin DNA binding; transcription coactivator activity; histone acetyltransferase activity. Lineage: Eukaryota; Metazoa; Chordata; Actinopteri; Osmeriformes; Osmeridae. Gene Ontology annotation, cellular component: histone acetyltransferase complex; transcription regulator complex. The record is from RefSeq and is a predicted model, not a curated record. Bases 260 to 1114 code for a protein of 284 amino acids. Gene Ontology annotation, biological process: positive regulation of transcription by RNA polymerase II.